Molecule: messenger RNA, 3591 nt
Organism: Strongylocentrotus purpuratus (purple sea urchin)
Lineage: Eukaryota; Metazoa; Echinodermata; Echinoidea; Camarodonta; Strongylocentrotidae
Product: tyrosine-protein kinase SYK
Exons: 22
Coding region: 422-2782 (786 amino acids)
Biological process (GO): protein phosphorylation; innate immune response; cell surface receptor protein tyrosine kinase signaling pathway
Cellular component (GO): extrinsic component of cytoplasmic side of plasma membrane
Molecular function (GO): signaling receptor binding; non-membrane spanning protein tyrosine kinase activity; ATP binding
Source: RefSeq, a predicted model, not a curated record
AAACAAAACCGUAUUAUUUGCGAUAUUGCUUCCGCAUUGCAAGUGAACGCCUCACUUUGUCUCAUUUGUUGCACCAAUUGUGCUAGUUUUCCUCUUCAGUUCCUACGUAGACGAAAAUCCAUCUUCAUUGUCAAGGUCAUUCAAGGAAAGUCCAAGCAGACAGGAAAAAGCACUUCGAUCGAGUAGUGCCACUUCAGGAAUCCUCAGGCAAGCGGUGGAAGAGAGUUCCAGGAGUGCGUCUGAAACUGCACCGUUGGAAACCAGUGUAUGGGACUGAGGUGGCUUGAGGAUGGCGUCUUAGAGGUGUGUCAGAGAAAAUGACCUUAAUACCGCAAAGCGUAGUUCUUAUCAGCUUCAUUAUGCCGUCGGAGGACACUGCUGUGCCAAGCACACUUGCUUGUAAUGUGACGGUCCGUGCAUCAUGGAACGCACCUCCAUCUUAAACUCUACCAACCAUCACCACCACCACAACAACCACCACCAGCAGCAACAUCAAGUGUCACCAACCCCUAAAAUCAACCACCACUACCACCAGCAACUCGUACAACCCGGCCGCAUCAUGCCAGUGGACCCGCUCUCACGCCGCUUCUACCACGGCCGGAUCACGAGGGAAGAGGCCGAGGCACGGCUACGGAAUGCCGGCUGCCACCAGGGUAUGUUCCUACUGCGAGAGUCCCUAGGUCGGGAGGGCAAUUACGCCCUCUCCUUGUGCUACGAGGACGACGUCUACCACUACGCCAUCGAGCGGCAGUACGAUGGCACAGUGGCCAUCAAGGAUGGCAAGAACUUUGCAGGCCCUAUCGAACUUGUGUCGAAUCAUAUGAACCGAGAGGACGGGCUGUUGUGCAGACUUCUAAGACCAUGCAACCUUCAGCAGGGUAUCGCCGCAAGGGCCUUCAGCGACAUGGAUCAUCAGCAGAUGGAAGGAGCUCUGAUAGAUCUCGCCAAGAGCCAAGGAAUGGCUCCUGAGGUGAUCACCAAGGCACUCCACUCCACUCAGCGUCCGCAGCUGGAACGAGCCCUGAAGAAGAUCAUGCAUCAAGACAAACCCUGGUUCCAUCACAAGCUCUCGAGGGAGGAGGCAGAGCAGAGGAUCGUCUCUGCCGGUCUACAGGAAGGAAAAUUCUUAGUUCGAGAAAGGACAGAAGAAGGAAGUUUUGCUCUGUCGCUGUGCUACAAUAACUUUGUCUACCAUUACAAGAUAGACAAGGAUUGCACCGGCCAACUUUCUAUCAAGGAAGGGCCAAAGUUUGAUAGCCUUAUUCAGAUGGUGGAUCACUACCAGCUGAAGAAAGACGGUUUACUCUGCUGCCUUCUCGUCCCCUGUCACGACAACAACCGAGACACGCCCACUAGGAGGCGGCACUCAGGUGGUCAGUCUAUUCAUGUAGAUGAUGUACAUGAAUAUGAUGCCUAUGCUGGUAUUGAUGAUAAAGCUGUUGACUAUGCUGGUAUUGAUGAUAAAGCUGUUGACUAUGCUGGUAUUGAUGAUGAAGUUGUUGCCUAUGCCGGUAUUGAUGAACUUGAUGCCUAUUCUGACAUUCCACCGCAGAGAGCUGCAGAUAGAAAUCAAAGACGAAUUGCAUCUGAAGAUGGAGGAGGUGUUCCCCCGACCCCUUUGAGAACAGCCCUCUCUGUAUCGGUGUCCAGUCCCCCUGGGAUAAGGGCACCCCUGGAGUACAACCCUUCGCCCCCCACGCCCAACAGGACCAACUCCAGCAACAACGUCAAUGACCUCCACCUGACCCAGAUGGGCGGUCACGGCUGGGACGAGCCCGAACACGAAGGUGAGACGUCGAUCGAGGAGUUUGUACUUGUGGAAGAGCUUCCAUCUCAGAGGCCUAGAGAAUACCACGACGACGAUGACAAGAUUUAUGGAGUAGCCAACGAGCAGGAGAAACUGUACGACUACCUGGCCAAGACCAAGACCACCAAAAAGCUGGACGCUACUUGUCUCAACCUGGGAGAUCAGAUAGGCAAGGGUAACUUUGGGUCAGUAUUAAAAGGCACCUGUAUGGCCAAUGGUCAGCUCAUUCCAGUAGCGGUCAAGACGCUCAAAGCAGACUUUGGCAUUCCAAACUCAGAGCCUGAGAUCGUGAGAGAAGCAGAACUUAUGGCAGGCUUGGAUCAUCCACACAUAGUCAGAAUGAUAGGUAUAUGUCAUGCAGCAGAGAUGAUGCUCGUUCUGGAGCUAGCAGAACUCGGACCUCUCCACAAAUACCUCAAAAAACAUCAGGAGAUGAGCACCAGGAACGUGUUGGAGUUGAUGUACCAGGUGGCACAGGGUAUGUGCUACCUCGAGAGCAGGCAGUUCGUCCAUCGCGACCUCGCGGCGCGAAACGUUCUUCUCGUUGACGAGACCUUCGCCAAGAUCAGUGAUUUUGGCAUGUCCAAAGCUCUAGGACUUGACAGCCAGUACUAUGUGGCAGAAACUGCUGGCAAAUGGCCACUGAAAUGGUAUGCACCGGAAUGCAUCUACAAAUUCAAAUUCAGCAGUAAGAGUGAUGUGUGGAGCUACGGGGUGACUCUCUGGGAGGCUUUGUCCUAUGGAAAGAGACCGUAUGCAAGUAUGAGAGGGCAGGAGCUGAUGCAGUUUAUAGAGAAUGGAGACCGAUUAUCUCAGCCCGACAGAUGUCCAGACGAUGUCUACAGUCUCAUGAGGAGAUGCUGGCUAUCAGAAGCCAAGGAUCGACCAGGCUUCGGAGACAUCGAAAGCGUCUUGUCGGAUAUUCUAAAGCGCCUGCAGGCAGGGACCCUGAGAAUGAGAACGGACAGGCAAUGAGAAGCAAAAGGACUCAAACAACUCUAAGCCCAAAAGGGCAGGCAGAAGGACCUAUGUGGGCAAUACUUGUAAAACCUCUUUGGACCAUUCAUGAGAAGAUCCUGUAGGAUGGCUGGUUUUGGGACGACUCAGAGAUUUUCAAAUGCACGGUGAUAAAAAUGACAGUAUCCUCCAAAAUCGAAAGCAUUAUGGCCCUAGGAAAGUCGUGACAUCUCUUAGUACGGCUUACAUCGGAAAUCAUUUGUGCGAGAUCUCUUUAAUACCGCCCUCUUGAAGCACUUGGGUGUAUCUUGGAUGAUUGAAGUUACCACCGUGGAGUUUUGAAACGGAUGACGCAGAAUUCCUGCAAGACUGAGGGACCUUGGGCUAGAUGUUCCUUUGGUGGUUCAUCAGUGGAAAAUCCCUUAACAAUGCUGUGAUGCACAUGGGUCAAUCUUGGGCGCUCCGUGUCAUCGCAGGAAGACUUUUGAGGUGAAUGAAGCCAUUCCGUCGGGACUGAAGGUCCUAGCAUCAGUUGUUCUUGAAUGAUUCCGGGUCAAGGUCUUUGGACUCUGUCAAGGACUUUAUUUUUCUUAGUGUGUAACACGAGGCUACAACAUUUGAAAACCUGGAUGAUCUCCUAGCUCUCGCCAGAGUAGGAUCACUUCAUCAAAUUAACUUGGGAUAUCACCACCAAAUACUUCAUCCGAACUUCAAAAUCAGGCAUCCAGCGAUAGGGUUGAAUAGCAUUGCAAAAUAUGUAUUUUAUGAGUGUUUGCAAUAACAUUUGUAAGAAAAGAUGUAAUUUUAUCAAGAAAGAGCAAAAAAAA